Budorcas taxicolor (takin) is the source of this 1005-nucleotide messenger RNA. RefSeq names its product serine protease 22 (gene PRSS22). Gene Ontology annotation, molecular function: serine-type endopeptidase activity. The record is from RefSeq and is a predicted model, not a curated record. The coding region runs from base 1 to 1005 and encodes 334 amino acids. The transcript is spliced from 6 exons. Lineage: Eukaryota; Metazoa; Chordata; Mammalia; Artiodactyla; Bovidae. Gene Ontology annotation, biological process: proteolysis.
AUGGUGGUUCCCGCGACUCCCCCCACCCUGCGGGCGCCCUGCCUCGGGGUCCUGGCCUCCCUGUUGAUUCUGGCCGCUCCAGCCACACUGGAUGCUGUCAAGACGGCUGGCCCCCCAGCCUGCGGGAAGCGCCUGCAGCUGAACCGGAUCGUGGGGGGCGAGGACAGCUCCGACGCCGAGUGGCCCUGGGUCGUGAGCAUCCGGAAGAACGGCACCCACCACUGCGCGGGCUCCCUGCUCACCAGCCGCUGGGUGCUCACGGCCGCCCACUGCUUCAAGGAUAAUCUGGACAAACCAACCCAGUUCUCUGUACUGCUGGGGGCCUGGCAGCUGGGGAACCCUGGCCCGAGGUCCCAGGAGGUGGGUAUCACCUGGGCGCAGCCCCAUCCUGUGUACUCCUGGAAGGAGGGCUCCCGCGCUGACAUAGCCCUGGUGCACCUGGAGCACGCCAUCCAGUUCUCUGAGCGCGUCCUGCCCAUCUGCCUGCCCGACUCCACCGUCCAGCUCUCUCCGGAUACCGACUGCUGGAUUGCCGGCUGGGGGAGCGUCCAAGAUGGAGUGCCCCUGCCCCACCCUCAGACCCUCCAGAAGCUGAAGGUCCCCAUCAUCGACUCGGCCACCUGCGGCCGCCUGUACUGGCGGGGAGCUGGGCAGGGCGCCAUCACCGAGGACAUGCUGUGUGCUGGCUACCUGGAGGGGGAGCGAGACGCCUGUCUGGGCGACUCCGGAGGCCCCCUGAUGUGCCAGGUCGAGGGCACCUGGCUGCUGGCGGGCGUCAUCAGCUGGGGCGAGGGCUGUGCGGAGCGCAACCGGCCCGGGGUCUACAUCAGCCUGGCCGCCCACCGCUCCUGGGUGCAGAGGAUCGUGCACGGGGUGCAGCUCCGCGGGCGCGCGCAGCGGGGCGGGCCCACAGGCCGCCGGGGCUGGGCCCUGGGGGCGCGGGGCCGAGAGGCGCCGCGCGGACUAGGGACCAGGGGAGACCUCUCGCGGUCUCCUCCGCUGUAA